This is a messenger RNA of Colius striatus (speckled mousebird), 1945 nucleotides long. RefSeq names its product heat shock factor binding protein 1 (gene HSBP1). The transcript has 4 exons. The record is from RefSeq and is a predicted model, not a curated record. Gene Ontology annotation, molecular function: transcription corepressor activity. The coding region runs from base 54 to 284 and encodes 76 amino acids. Gene Ontology annotation, cellular component: cytosol; nucleus. Lineage: Eukaryota; Metazoa; Chordata; Aves; Coliiformes; Coliidae. Gene Ontology annotation, biological process: cellular heat acclimation.
GCGACCCGGAAGCGGCGCUGCCGUGGAGACGAUCCGGGAGCCGAGCGCCCGCCAUGGCCGAGACCGACCCCAAGACCGUGCAGGACCUGACGGCUGUGGUGCAGACAUUACUUCAGCAAAUGCAGGACAAAUUUCAAACCAUGUCUGACCAAAUAAUUGGAAGAAUUGAUGACAUGAGCUGUCGCAUAGAUGACCUGGAGAAGAACAUAGCAGACCUCAUGACACAAGCGGGAGUGGAAGAACUGGAAGGCGAGAACAAGACCCCUGCUACUAACAAGAGUUAAAGUUGCCAAUAACUUGAGAGGAAUCCUGAAAGACUUCUCUUUUUUUCUACAAAUCCUUGGAAUUACAGAACAGCUUUUUGCAACUACUGUGUGUAAAAGCAUUUUUAUAUUGUUACAGAGCUUGCAUUCUGAUGUAUGUUGUAUAGUUAGGGACAGGCUAGUUUAUAUUUUGAUUUGUGUACUGUAAUUUGACUUUUUGAAUUCUUGUUAUGAGGAUCAAUUAGUUGUGUUAUUAAAACACAGAUCUUACAGAUCUCAAGCCCUGGGUGUAUUUGUGAAGUCACUUUUUCCUAUACUUUUUCUAGAUGUUUCAUGUUUGAUAUCCAGACAUCCAGUGACUCCUGUCCUGUGAAAACCAUAACUUGUCCUACGUGACUUUAUGGAGUGAAGCACAAGAUUGAAGCUCUGCAUUCAUCUUAGCUCUGAGCAUCAGUCACUCAGCUAGUUGAGGACUUUAUGUUGUUUCCUCAUAGGUGUAAUAAGGUGAUUUUUGGAAGCAUGAGACACUGAACAUCACAACUGUAGUCCCACUCCUGGUAUUACCAUACCUCUGUGUUCCUAGAACAUAAACCAGAGAUUUAAUAUCAGAGAGAUCUGUAAUACAGAAUCACAGAAUCUUAAGGGCUGGAAGGGACCUCAGAAGCUCAUCCUGUGCAACCCCUGCCAGAGCAGCACCACCUAGAGCAGGUCACAUGGGAACUCAUCCAGGUGGGUUUGAAUGUCCCCAGAGAAGGAGACCCCACGGCCCAUCUGGGCAGCCCCUUGUAGUGCUCUCUCACACUGAAGAAGUUUCUCCUUAUGUUUCUUUGGAACCUCUUCUGUUCCAGCUUGUACCCUUUGCCCCUUGUCCUAUCGCUGGACAUCACUGAGAAGAACCUGAGCAACCACUGCCAUUGAAAUCUGUUCUGUUUAGACAGACAAGGAACUUACUGACUAUGAAAAAUCUCUCUCUGGGAUUUAAAGUUGUUUAACACUGUAAAACUGCUUCAAAACAGUGUGUCAUUUGAACAAUGAUUUUGAACAAUAAUUAUGAUUAAAAGGGAGAUAGUGGACAGAAUAGGGAUGGGGUCAUGGAAGUGUCUGUGGUCUGUCAGUUUAAAUCAUUGGCUUGUACAAAGCAAUGGUACACUGAGUAACAAAAAGGGAUAGAAUCCAGUCAGAGCUUUAACGCCUCGCUUCUCUUUGAGUAACAACUAGCUGGACCUGUUCAAAAUACUUGUGUUAGAAAGCUUUAGCUAUCUCCAUUGAUGGACCUGGAGUUCCUGGUUACAUUAUUUCAGCAAUGAAAGGUAUUUGAAGAGUGCCCUACAUCACUUGUAAAGAAACAGGAGCAGCGCUGGAUCCUGCUGACAAUCACUGCAACGCUUCUCCAGCGUGGAGUGCAUGGGUGGGAAAGCACUAGUGGCAGUUGGCAGCUCUGUGGACCACCCCUCCAACUGCUCCUUGAAGACCACCAUGUUGGCACCUCUGGGUCAUGAAGCCAGUAUGAUGAGCUGUUCUUCAAAACUGAGGGGAAAUUGUAACAAGAGCUCACAAUAAUAGCUGGGGGAAGGGGGGGUUUUGUGAAGAUAAGAAAUGUAUCAAUAUCCCUUGUAAUACCAGCAUUGGGCUCUUUGUAAUGUCAUUUAAGGAAAUCAAAUAAACUAUUGUGUGGUAACAAA